Molecule: messenger RNA, 6338 nt
Organism: Porites evermanni
Lineage: Eukaryota; Metazoa; Cnidaria; Anthozoa; Scleractinia; Poritidae
Source: the annotation of a GenBank genome assembly
AUGAAGGAUUUAAAGGCUGAUCCUGCAGAUACCGGUGAGUUAUCACAAUGUAGUCUACAUUUUAGCCGGCUCAGUAGUUACGUAACCUCAGCGGAAUUUCUGAAAACCAAACUCUCUCGCUUUUGGAUCAUUUUCACUCUUGCCCCCUAAACUUCAUCUGAUCAGUCCUUGAUACGAAGACUGCUGAACACAUUGCUGAACUUAGGGAUCUAAGAGAUCGCGUGUGGUCAAAAUCAUUAUAAAGUUUGCUGUCGACAAAUAGCGCAGUAACUAAAUAUUAUCCUCGAAAACUACAUAACCCUGGCCCUGUUUUGUCAGCCAAGAGUCAUGAAACGAGCGUUUAGAAAAUUGGACCGAGAAAUUUAUUUGUUUUCCCUGUUUUAUUGUGGCUAGUUCUAAACACAAAACUAAACAUAUUGAUCAUCAUGGCUGUUGGGGUCUCAUGACUAACUAUUAAAUUAACAGGGGCACCCAACGAGGAUAUAGAUCAUCUACUUCACAUACAGUGUCGUCUGGGGUUUUGGUUCUUCUUUAAGCUUUGCUACUACUACAUUUGUAUUAGGUGAGGUUCGUUGAGUAGAGGUCGACAUUUCACAGUUAAUAAAUAAUUUUUUAAACUUUAUCCCCCCCGCAGUCCCCCUACCCUUUUUCCACCCCAUAUUUGUCUAAGGUCUGCGUAUUUCCUCGGAGGACUCAACCAAUUGCGUUUUUGCUGUUUUCAUGCAGGAAAAGGGUCGUCGUCUCCUGGGAAAGGAUUGUAAGGAACGAAAAUGAUCUCCAGUUAAGAGCUCUUUCAUCACAAACUUUCCGCUUUCUUAGUUCCUGCUUUCAGGAGGGUAAUAAUGUCUUUAACGUUGUUUCCUUGUUCAAUCGGCGACCGUUUUAACAACCCAGUCCCAGUCCCUCUAAGAUAAAUUGCAGGGAAUUUCGAUUGUGCCAACUUCAAUCUAAUGACCGGUACAGUGAUUCAUGGACUGAGACUAAUAUGCUCUGAGUAAAUUCACAGUUCAUCUGAGCAUAACAUAUGAUAAUAUUUUGGAAUGAAUACUUAUGUUUCCUCAUUCAAAGCUUUUCGACCAAUUUAAUUGCAUUUGACAAUCCCUUUUCAGGUCAGUACUUCAAGAGGAGACUUGCGCUAGCCAAUGGUAUUGUUACUGGUGGAAGUGGUGUUGGUGCACUGGCAAUGGGACCCUUUUACCACCUCAUCUUGUCAAACCUCGGCUGGCAAAUCUUGCUACGAAUUCUCAGUGGAUUCGCCUUUCUCAUAUUUGUCAGCGCAUUAUUCUACCGUCCGCUCCCUGCCAAGUAUAAUCGUGUACACGCAGAAUCAAAAGAGAGAGCCAAGCUGUUUGACUUGUCGGUAUGGAAGAUAAAGCCGUUCGUGUUUUUGGUUGUAUCCAUAUCACUGCUACACAUUGGCUACUUUAUUCCCUUCAUUCACUUGGUGAGGAAUGGUAGAUAUUAUAAAAUGAUUGAAUGCUUGUUUCCUCAAACAUAGGAGAUAUGUAUAAACGGAAUUUGCUCCUUAAUUUGAAUGCAUAUGAUCCAAAAAGGCUCGAAACUCAUGGAAAAUUGUGCAGCAAAGUUUCGCCAUGACAUGAUUUUUCUGCUCAUGGUUUUCAGUUAAAGGGCUACACUUUCUUAGCGCGUUAACGAAACCAUGAAUUUCAGGUACUCUCACUGACACCAUUAUGUUACGCUGUUCAGGUUUGGGAGACUCGUGACCUACAAAGGUUCUAAUAUGGCGCAUAUCGCAACAUACCGUAAUCAUGAUUUUCCUGUUUGUCAGUGGUUAGAGGAUCCGGCAGGUACUUGCAGGAAUCUUUUAAUAAAAAAAUCUCUCUCAAAAUAUCGCAGAACAAAGGAUGCCUAAGAACAAGAGAACCUUUUAUGUUCUCCGACUUGCUAAGAAUCAAUACAUGGACAAGAGCUUUUCAUGUCAUACACACACUGUGAAAGCCACAGUGUAGAGUUCAAUAAACUGCUCCGCUGAGUGGACUAAGCUUCUUAGUAACUUUCUUGAACUGUUACACUGCCGAAAACCGAUUGCGUUCGACGUUAGGAGAACGCCACCAUAUUUUGGGCAAUCCUGAAUUUCCUGUGUUCGCCUAGCUUUUGUUAGUUAAACUGACAAUUUCUCCUUUCCACACUCUUGUUCUACCCGAAAUGUAUUCUUAGGUGGCCUCAAAAGGUGCUCUAAAUACUUUAUUACAUUUUCAGCCUAAUUACUCUGAGAUUCUUGGUGUACCUGAGUCUAAAGCCUCUUUGCUAAUAGGCUUUCUUUCCAUUGCUUCAUCUGGUGUUUAUUGCCUGGUCUUGAGCUGCUACAAGUAAUCCCUCUGUUUCUCCUUUCAAAUUACUUGACAACCAUUUGUUGGUGGUGACUGAGUCUACAUGAGGCUUCUCUAGGAUCUUUGCAAUGCUUUUUUUUUCCACUUUUCUUCUUUCAUUGACUUCAUCCUGGACUUAAACACGUGUUUCAGGGCUUUAGCAUUUUCAGAGGCAGAUUUAUCUUCUCUGUUCUCAUUCUCUGUUAUUAUUAUUAUUAUUAUUAUUACUAUUAUUAUUAUUAUUAUUACUAUUAUUAUUAUUAUUAUAAUCAUAAUCAUAAUUAUUGUUAUUGUUAUUGCUAUUGUUGUUGUUCCUAGCGCUAUAAAUUGCUUUUGGUACUGUCUUAGAACCGAGCCCAUUCCUUGGUGGUCUUGAGGUGUUAGGGGUGGUAUGUUUACUGGAUGGACAGAAAUCUUUUUACUGUGUGCGCAGUUCCCAAUAGGAUGACCUUUUGCAGCUCAUUGAUCAGGAUUGUUCUGGGGCCAGCCGAUAGCAACAAGUGAUCGGCGUUAAAAUUAGUUGAGACACUUUGCCCUCAAGCAGUUGUCAAGGACAUUAUUUCUCUCGUUUUCCCGACACUGUCUACUUCUAUAUGGGAAAUGAAGUUUCUCUUCUCCCCCUCAUGGUAUUAACUCUUUAACGCCCAAUAUCCACAUCCAAAUUCUCCAGACUGAUCCCCAUACAUUUCCUUAAAGCCUGAUAACAGUGGAACACCAAUGGGCCAAAAACAAAAAAUUGGCCGUAUUAACGAGGUGACCGUAUUAACGAGGGUUUUUUUUGAUAAGAAAAUUUAUGGCAGUUUUUGCCAGGUGGCCAAAAAAGUGGCCGUAAGGCGGGGUUUCACUAUAUUUGAGAGAAUUUAACAAAGGUUCAAGCAUUUUCCCAUUGGUGAUCAUUUUGUUAAUAGACCUUUUUACCGAUACGGCGGCCAUAUUGAACUUAUUAGAUUUAAGGAGUAUUAUGGGAUGCCCAGGGGGCACUCGCUCAGCAUUUACGCGCGCUUUUCGUGCAAAAAGAUAACUUCCCUGUAGAUUUCUCGGGAAAAAGGCGUUCAUUAUUACAUCCAAACACGGCGCAACGAUCUUUUUUCCCAUUACAAUCUUUUCCUUGGAAAACUUAAAGAAAAAUUGGCCCGAAAAGCUCGCGUAAAUACUGUUGCGAGUAUAUCGGAUCGUGCUCAUGCCCCCUAGGCAUCCCAUAGUACUCCUUAAAUCCAAUUAAUUCAAUAUGGCUGCUGUAUCGGUAAAAAGGUCUAUUCUCAUAACUUUUUCUCUUAAUUAUGUAUUGUUUUGUUAGAAGAAAAUGGAUGUCACUUUUGGGACUCAAAAGGUUAACACUACAUUCUAUCAGCCGAUGGUUAUCUAUAUGAUUGCAUUCUGUUUUUUACGUUCCAGCAUGGAUUGGUUCCAUAGCGUUUGGUGUAAACUUCCUUUUCGGCCCAGUAGCGAGCAGUUUGUGUCAAAGAUUCAGCUGUCGCCUCGUAGCUGCAGCGGGUGGUCUUAUUGCAGUCUUUGGUUUUUUGAUCACGUCAUUUGCCAAUAGUGUCUACUUCAUCUACUUCACAUACAGUGUCGUCUGGGGUUUUGGUUCUUCUUUAAGCUUUGCUACUACUACAUUUGUAUUAGGUGAGGUUCGUUGAGUAGAGGUCGACAUUUCACAGUUAAUAAAUAAUUUUUUAAACUUUAUCCCCCCCGCAGUCCCCCUACCCUUUUUCCACCCCAUAUUUGUCUAAGGUCUGCGUAUUUCCUCGGAGGACUCAACCAAUUGCGUUUUUGCUGUUUUCAUGCAGGAAAAGGGUCGUCGUCUCCUGGGAAAGGAUUGUAAGGAACGAAAAUGAUCUCCAGUUAAGAGCUCUUUCAUCACAAACUUUCCGCUUUCUUAGUUCCUGCUUUCAGGAGGGUAAUAAUGUCUUUAACGUUGUUUCCUUGUUCAAUCGGCGACCGUUUUAACAACCCAGUCCCAGUCCCUCUAAGAUAAAUUGCAGGGAAUUUCGAUUGUGCCAACUUCAAUCUAAUGACCGGUACAGUGAUUCAUGGACUGAGACUAAUAUGCUCUGAGUAAAUUCACAGUUCAUCUGAGCAUAACAUAUGAUAAUAUUUUGGAAUGAAUACUUAUGUUUCCUCAUUCAAAGCUUUUCGACCAAUUUAAUUGCAUUUGACAAUCCCUUUUCAGGUCAGUACUUCAAGAGGAGACUUGCGCUAGCCAAUGGUAUUGUUACUGGUGGAAGUGGUGUUGGUGCACUGGCAAUGGGACCCUUUUACCACCUCAUCUUGUCAAACCUCGGCUGGCAAAUCUUGCUACGAAUUCUCAGUGGAUUCGCCUUUCUCAUAUUUGUCAGCGCAUUAUUCUACCGUCCGCUCCCUGCCAAGUAUAAUCGUGUACACGCAGAAUCAAAAGAGAGAGCCAAGCUGUUUGACUUGUCGGUAUGGAAGAUAAAGCCGUUCGUGUUUUUGGUUGUAUCCAUAUCACUGCUACACAUUGGCUACUUUAUUCCCUUCAUUCACUUGGUGAGGAAUGGUAGAUAUUAUAAAAUGAUUGAAUGCUUGUUUCCUCAAACAUAGGAGAUAUGUAUAAACGGAAUUUGCUCCUUAAUUUGAAUGCAUAUGAUCCAAAAAGGCUCGAAACUCAUGGAAAAUUGUGCAGCAAAGUUUCGCCAUGACAUGAUUUUUCUGCUCAUGGUUUUCAGUUAAAGGGCUACACUUUCUUAGCGCGUUAACGAAACCAUGAAUUUCAGGUACUCUCACUGACACCAUUAUGUUACGCUGUUCAGGUUUGGGAGACUCGUGACCUACAAAGGUUCUAAUAUGGCGCAUAUCGCAACAUACCGUAAUCAUGAUUUUCCUGUUUGUCAGUGGUUAGAGGAUCCGGCAGGUACUUGCAGGAAUCUUUUAAUAAAAAAAUCUCUCUCAAAAUAUCGCAGAACAAAGGAUGCCUAAGAACAAGAGAACCUUUUAUGUUCUCCGACUUGCUAAGAAUCAAUACAUGGACAAGAGCUUUUCAUGUCAUACACACACUGUGAAAGCCACAGUGUAGAGUUCAAUAAACUGCUCCGCUGAGUGGACUAAGCUUCUUAGUAACUUUCUUGAACUGUUACACUGCCGAAAACCGAUUGCGUUCGACGUUAGGAGAACGCCACCAUAUUUUGGGCAAUCCUGAAUUUCCUGUGUUCGCCUAGCUUUUGUUAGUUAAACUGACAAUUUCUCCUUUCCACACUCUUGUUCUACCCGAAAUGUAUUCUUAGGUGGCCUCAAAAGGUGCUCUAAAUACUUUAUUACAUUUUCAGCCUAAUUACUCUGAGAUUCUUGGUGUACCUGAGUCUAAAGCCUCUUUGCUAAUAGGCUUUCUUUCCAUUGCUUCAACCUUGUCACGUGUUCUCUUUGGCCUUAUGCUCAACCACCCUAGAGUGAAUCGUUUCUACGUUUUACAGGUAUGUAUGGAGAUAGGAUAAGAUAAGAUAAGAAUCUUUAUUUAAGUGUCAUAGUAUUUAUUAGAGAUGUUCUUCUGUUUUGGCUAUGGCGAUUAUGCUCACUCGUCUCGCGUUUACACAUAUGAAUCGAAGAUCACAUCAGUUAUGAUGCCAAGAAAAAUUCUAGUGUGAAUCACUCCAGCAUUUAAGACCGCUCAAAUGAUUAUUACAUUUACGAAGUCUUAUGUUAUGUCAAUCUGAGUAAUUCGCAAGAGCUUAUUACUGAACACGAUGCUGUUAGCCGCAAUGAUCGAGGCUGAAGAAAUUAUGUUUUCGCCUGUUUUUCGAUGUUUUCCAGGUUUGCUUUGUAAUGAUGGCUGUUAUAUGUACACUAUGUCCGCUGGCACGGGAUUACACCGGGCUCAUAUUAUAUGCUGUUGGCUUUGGAAUGUUCGACGGAUGUUUCAUUUUGCUCAUCGCCAUCACGAUCAAUGAUGUAGUUGGACGUAAUAGAUUACCACAAGCCUUAGGAACUUUGUAUGGAGUUAUGUCACUUCCUGUUAUAUUUGGACCACCCCUGGCAGGUAUAGGUUUGCUUUAA